Molecule: messenger RNA, 187 nt
Organism: Racocetra persica
Lineage: Eukaryota; Fungi; Glomeromycota; Glomeromycetes; Diversisporales; Gigasporaceae
Source: the annotation of a GenBank genome assembly
GGGAGAAGUUCAGUCUUUAGCAACAAAUGAAGCUUGUAAUGAAUCAAAUAAUCCUUUUCAAAGAGCUAAAGUUAGUCACAAAGCAGAUAUGAAAGGAAUCUUAAAAAAUACUUCAUGUAAAUUAGAGGCAUUAUAUGGAGAAAUAUCUGGAGGUUUUAGGGGCUUUUGGUUUAUCAAUAACAAGUAG